Molecule: messenger RNA, 3195 nt
Organism: Toxorhynchites rutilus septentrionalis
Lineage: Eukaryota; Metazoa; Arthropoda; Insecta; Diptera; Culicidae
Exons: 1
Coding region: 1-3195 (1064 amino acids)
Source: RefSeq, a predicted model, not a curated record
AUGCCGAAAAAAGUUAGCAAAGCGGCCAAAUUGAAAACACUCUACCGCAACCGUUCGAACAUCUGUAAUUCAGCAGAGCUGAUCCAGACAUUUGACAAUGAUUAUGUACCGGAUCAUGCUAACCAACUUCAAAUUAGAAUCCAACAUUUGGAUGAACUUUGGAGGGAUUUCCAGACAAUUCAAGAUCAAAUCGAGGAGCUAGAUGAGCCCGAGGAAGAUUUUAGUGAGGAUAGACGGUAUUUUCAAAAUCUUUACUUCGCACUGAAAGCAUCCCUGUUGAGCAAGGUUCCAGCAACUCCUCAGAUACCACAACAUGCCGCUAUAAACUCUCCACCUCCGACAUCAGUGGCUAAUCUCCGCCUUCCGGAAAUAAAAUUAAAGGAAUUUUCGGGCAAUUUUGACGAAUGGGAAUCAUUUAGCGAUCUUUUCAUUUCCCUAAUCGAUUCGAAUCAUCAGCUGACGAUGGUACAGAAACUUUACUAUUUGCGAGCUUCAGUUACUGGCGAAGCUGCUCGAAUGAUAUCUUCCCUCGACAUCACCUCAAACAAUUACUUGGUCGCAUGGAAUUUGUUGAAAGAUCGGUUCGAAAAUAAACAUAUGCUAAUUAAAAGACAUAUGGGUAGCUUGCUUUCUAUUUCUCCUCUCAAGAAGGAAUCGGCAUCAGAUCUUCUCGACUUAGCCGAUGAAUUCAACCGCCAUGUUCAACUUCUGGACAAACUAGAAGACAUCGAAGACCAUUGGAAUUCGUUCUUGGUCGAACGAUUGAGUAGUUAUCUUGAUCCCGUCACACUCCGUGAAUGGGAAACUCAAUCUGUUGGCGAAAUCAGACCAACUUACAAACAAAUUCUCGAGUUUAUUCAGAAGCGAUCUCGAAUCUUGCAAACUCUCAGGCUCUCCCAAAUAUGUACCAAUUCAACAACGGAAAGCAAGCCCAAACCACGUGUAUCUACGACUCACGUGAGUACAUCAAACGACACUAAGUGCAUUUGUUGCCAGCAAACACAUUUCCUCUUCAUGUGUGAUAAAUUUGUAGAACUUACACCACAUGAACGCUUCAAUUUGACGAAGAAACAUAGCCUUUGCAUUAAUUGCUUGAAAGGAGCUCAUAUGGCGAAGGAUUGCACCAGCGGAGUAUGCAAAACUUGUGCAAAAAAACACCACACACUCUUACAUCUGCCACCACUGACAACGUCUCUAGUUGGGCCCAGCGGCCGUCAGUCUCAGCACAGUUCCUUCGCGGGUGCGAGCGAUUCUCAAAAUUGCGAAGUGUCGGAAAUUGGUUCGGUCGGUUUGACAGAAAGCUCGCGGUCUUUUAACCUUCGGAAUGCCUCACCACACUCGUCGUCAACUCUCGGUUACACUCCUCCCACGUCGGUUGUAUCGUCUAAUCCAAAUCCACCUCCUAACGCCUGCCAAAGCGUGAAGAUGAUCCACGAUCAAACUACAAUACUUCUCUCUACCGCAGUGGUUAAGGUUCGGGAUGCGAACAACAAUUUCCAGUUGGCCAGAGCACUUCUGGAUAGUGGAUCACAGCCCAGCUUCAUUUCGGAAGCUUUGUGUCAGAGGCUUGGUCUCAAGCGGAAAAAAAUUAACACGCCGAUUAGUGGCAUCGGACAGUCAAUGGUCAACGUACGUUAUGGAGUGACGCUUCCGAUUGCUUCUCGCUUUGGAAAUUUUGAAUCCAGCCUAGAAUGCCUCGUUUUACCGAAACUCACCGUCGCGCUACCCAGCCACAAUAUCGAUAUAACUCAUUGGCGUAUUCCACCACACCUGCUUCUAGCGGAUCCGCAUUUCCAUAUCAGUCAGGGAGUUGAUGUCAUUAUAGGCGCUGAACUGUUCUUCACAUUGUUGGAAAAAGAGCAGAUCAGUAUCGACGUUGGAUGUCCACUCCUCCAAAAAACUGUUCUUGGUUAUAUAUUCUGUGGCAAGUUUACUGAAAAAGUCCCUUGCACUCUUGCGCUGGCGAGCCACUAUUGCUCUGGUGAAUCUCUCGACUCACAAUUGGAACGGUUCUGGGAGAUCGAGAGCUUUGAUGACCACAAAGCUUACACGGCAGAUGAGCAGUUUUGUCAAGAUCAUUUUCGUCAAACAGUUAUGAGGGAUAACAAUGGUCGUUACAUUGUACGACUGCCGUUGCGGGAAGAGCUGUCUUCGAAGAUCGGUGAUUCGUACACUCCAGCUCUCCGUCGUUUCUUGUCCAUGGAAAAAAGGUUUGCCGUCGAUGAAGGUCUACAGACUGAGUACACAAAAUUCAUGGAGGAAUAUGAGCAGUUAGGGCAUAUGGAGGUGAGUUCGCGCUCGUUUAACGGUCCACAAUUUUUCCUUCCCCACCAUGCCAUCCACCGCCCAGAGAGCACAACCACGAAGAUUCGAGUGGUGUUUGAUGGAUCUAGUCGUGCAUCUAACAACGUGUCAAUCAACGAUGCUCUGUUUGUUGGCCCUUCGGUGCAACCUGUACUAUACUCUACCGUCAUCAAUUUUCGAAUGCCACGCUAUGUUGUAACCACCGAUGCAGAGAAGAUGUUUCGGCAGAUUUGGGUCCAUCCGGAUGAUCGCCGAUUCACACAAAUCCUGUGGAGAAAUAAUCCGUCGGAACCGAUUCAAGUAUACCAACUCAAAACCGUUACAUACGGCCUCGCCAGCUCUCCGUUUCACGCCACUCGUGUUCUUGAACAGUUAGCUUCAGAUGAUGGAGAACGAUAUCCUUUCGCCGUGCCAGUAAUUCGAAAAGGAAUGUAUGUUGAUGAUGUUCUGACUGGACACGAUGAUCUUCCUACUCUACAGGAAACCUGCAGGCAAUUAAUUUCCCUUUUGGCGGGCGCAGGUUUCGUGUUGCGAAAAUGGGCUACUAACAAUGUCGCAGCCUUGGCCAACGUUCCAACAGAGCUGUGGGAGACUUCCAACCCACUGGAGAUCGAUCGUUCGUCUGCUGUUAAAACACUCGGCUUACUUUGGUUUCCUCAAUCCGACAAAUUCGCAUUCAAGAUUCCAGCACUUCAGGAACUAAACAUACAAACAUACAAACAAGCGAGUGGUGGUGUCCGAGAUGUCGAGCCUGUUCGACCCCAUUGGCCUCCUUGGUCCUGUCGUCAUCACUGCCAAGAUGUUUGUGCAAACCCUUUGGGCGGAGAACCUAUCCUGGGAUACCGAGCUUUCGAAGGAUUUUCAAGAUUGGUGGUUGAACUAUCGUACUGA